Messenger RNA from Colius striatus (speckled mousebird), 1708 nucleotides. RefSeq names its product gamma-secretase subunit Aph-1b. The record is from RefSeq and is a predicted model, not a curated record. Gene Ontology annotation, cellular component: membrane; endoplasmic reticulum; gamma-secretase complex. Gene Ontology annotation, molecular function: protein-macromolecule adaptor activity. Gene Ontology annotation, biological process: Notch signaling pathway; protein processing; Notch receptor processing. The transcript is spliced from 7 exons. Lineage: Eukaryota; Metazoa; Chordata; Aves; Coliiformes; Coliidae. Bases 95 to 865 code for a protein of 256 amino acids.
GGGACGGGGAAGGGGCGGCGGGGCCGCCGCGCUGCGGGAGCCUGCGACCUGCCGGCCCUCGGCCCCGCGUCCGUGCGUCCCGCCUCCCGCCGCCAUGACGCUCGCCGUCUUCUUCGGGUGCACCUUCAUCGCCUUCGGGCCUGCGUUCGGCCUCUUCCUCUUCACCAUCGCCCGCGACCCGCUCCGCAUCAUCAUCCUCAUCGCCGGGGCUUUCUUCUGGCUGGUGUCUCUACUGCUCUCCUCCCUCAUCUGGUUUAUCGCGGUCAAAGCCAGCGACCCCCAUGACGAGCCGUUACAGAAGGGGCUCUUGAUAUUUGGGGUGAUGUUCUCUGUGCUGCUGCAGGAGGCCUUCCGCUUCCUGUACUACAAGCUCCUCAGGAAGGCCAUCGAGGGGCUGGUGGCUCUCAGCGAGGACGGCUGCUCUCCCAUAUCCAUCCAGCAAAUGGCAUACGUGGCUGGCGUGGGCUUCGGGCUCAUGAGUGGCGCCUUCUCCAUGAUCAACUUGCUGGCAGACGCGCUGGGGCCUGGCACCGUGGGCAUCCACGGCGACUCGCAGCUCUACUUCCUGACCUCAGCUUUUAUGACCAUGGUGCUGAUUUUCCUUCACACCUUCUGGGGGAUCCUUUUCUUCCAUGGCUGUGAGCAUCGGCGCUGGUGGGAGAUCACGGCAGUUGUUGUCAUGCACCUUGCUGUUUCGGGGUCGACGUUUUGCAACCCCCUAUACGUGGGCAGCCUGGUGCCCUCCUACCUGCUGAUGACCGCUGCAGCUGUCUGGGCUUACCAUCUCUCAGGGGGAUCUGCCCAGAACCUGCGGCGCUUCCUGCUCUGUCUACGGAGCGGAGCCAGCCCUCAGCCAGGAUCCUGAGGCCCCAUGGGAUGCUCCCGUCCCUGGCCACCCCUGCCCUCCCCUCCAUCCUGACGGCAACAGCGGCCACCACCUGCUCUGCAGUAUCUUUUCUCCUGGACUGGGGGACCGUGGCCAGUGCUGGUGGGGUGGGCGCUGGGGUCUGGCUGUGGCAGCCAGCUGACUGCCGUGGCUGAGGCCAGCUUGUUCCCACACCCCUCGGGGAGCCCCUGCAGGACGGCUCAGUUUUGGGAGGGCCUAGCUUCGCUGGCCCUGCCAUGAGCCCCAUUUAAGCCUGCCUGGGAAGGAUGAACUGCCAACAGCCUGAGUCCAAAGAAACCCAUCGCUUCUCCCCGCACCCCAGAAGACAUCCGGACCCCUGUGCUGCAGGGACACCACCCGCGAGGCCCCUCACCACAGAGUGCAGGAAGCAGCUUUGCGAUGCGCUGCUCUGGGUCAGAGAUGAGUGCUGUGCUCUGUGCCCACUGCGACAGCCCAGGCUGGACUGUGGGAGCUGCAGGCAGCAGGCAUCCUGGUGCUGUGAGACCUGAGGGGACUGACAGCACUGAGGAUGGGAGGAGGACUGGGGAAGAGAUGGUACCCAAAGGGCGCAGUGGUCAUGGAGGGUGGUGGAGGGCGCAGGUGGGAAUGCAGCUCUGCAGCUGGGGGCUGGCGCAGCUUGGGGAAGGGGUUCAAGGGGCCAUUCCAGUAGAUCAUUGCUCUCUCCUGUACUUGGAUGGGGAUUUUCAGGCAGGCACCAGCCCUGAUGGUGUGCCGCAGGGCUAAAGGGGAUAAACUGCCGUCAGGCUCAGGGCUGAGAAGGCACUUUUAUCCAGAUUGGGCUUUUAUACCAAUAAAAAGAAG